AUGGUGUGCGAGAAACCGGGUCAGCCAGUUGCCCACCACCUUCUUCCCUCGACCACCCAGCUCCCUCAACACCCCAUUUCGAAUGUUUUGAGGGACUUCGAGACGCUAUUUCAGCGUAUUGCUAGUCGAGGCAAAAUCCGGUUCGAGCAUCGCCUUCCAGUUCCCACCCUCGGCUGCUACUCUUGGGGCUAUCUGUGCUUUUAUCUGCUCUGGGUUCUGCAACAGAUUGAUUUUAUCCACACGAGGUUCGCGUUUGUCUUCCUUGCAGGCUUCGACAAUUUUUUUGCAUUAGAAUGGAAACGACACGAAACAUUCUAUCUCCUUCAACAACGUGAAGCAACGACAAACAACAAGGUAAGAAAUAGUAUGGAUGCAGAUGACCAUCUUGAGCUCUUAAUUGUUAAUUGCAACUGGUGGUUGUUGAUUAAUUUAUGUUUUUGGGGUCUCGUAGAUGCACCUCCCAAGUUGACCUACAAAUAAAUACUGUGUAAUAGAUUGUCAUUUGAAGGGGUAGAGACCUUCCUUUAAUAUAUAUAGUUGUAUAUAUUACGUGUAUUGUAGAGAUUUGUUUGCACAGUAAGGGAUGGACUUAAGUGGACAUAUAGAAUCUAUUUUUGGACUUGCCCAAAAUAUUCAUUUGGAUGGAAACAGAUUUUAAAUAUUUAUUUUCUUCUACAUCCAAUUUGGAAAUAGGAUAUCAAAGGCCAUGUUUUUGGAGAUGCAUUUUUUAUAUGCA
Messenger RNA from Physcomitrium patens, 736 nucleotides. The record is from RefSeq and is a predicted model, not a curated record. NCBI's taxonomy places the organism in Eukaryota, Viridiplantae, Streptophyta, Bryopsida, Funariales, Funariaceae.